Molecule: messenger RNA, 525 nt
Organism: Suillus clintonianus
Lineage: Eukaryota; Fungi; Basidiomycota; Agaricomycetes; Boletales; Suillaceae
Exons: 1
Source: RefSeq, a predicted model, not a curated record
CAAAUAGUAUGCAUGCGCUCAGUUCGCGUGAUUCCUUCUCAUGUGGAAUUUUUGCGUGUUUCUGUUAACGAUCCACAAGCACAGUUUGCAAAAAUAUGUGAUAUCAUUCUCUCAUUCACCUUUCCUCAUCUUCAUUGUCGGCUGCCACUCACCGCUUCACGUCGCAUUAUCUCGCAGUGUCUCGUGUCUCAAAUUCGCCCCCUUCUCGCCUUUCAGCCAAUCACAAGAAGUCACGCACAACAACUUGAUCAUAUGAUUGCACGUCUUGUGCAUGACUACUACCGCUUCCCCUUCCAAUUUCAUUUGACACUCCUCUCCUUGCCCAUUGACCUAUUUGGCAUGGGUUUUCCAUCAAUCUCUCGUCUAAAUGACACUCUCGCACUCCAAGGCAUGCUACGCAACCUUAAUCACCACAUCCCCGCUUUUCGUACCAUGGUAGUAAUCACAUUGUCCGACUGGAUGUGUAGCCUAAACCAUUGUGUGUACCCUCUCGAUGGGCCUUCUGUACACAGAAGUUUUGUGUGA